CAUACGAAAGAAAAAAGUGGGGGAAUCCAAUAAACAGAUCCAACGAAUUUUACCAAGACCACUGAUAACUGCCAUCUGCGUUCUUAAUAGAUCAAGCAAAGCUACAUAUAUACUUAUAAUGGAUAUCCAGAAUGGGGCAUGGUUUCCUGAACUAGAUAUGGAAUAUCCUCAUGAGCUCAUGAAUCAACCAGGAAUAUAUUCUUAUAGCGAGUUAGCGGAAGUAUUUUCUUCACAAGGCUACAAAGGUUAUGAGAAUCUGACCACCAGAAACCAACAUAUUGGUGCAACCACCACUAAUUUAGUCAUGCAAGAAAGUAAUAUGGCCACUUCAACCAGCUCUUUUGCUCCUAUUUUUGGAUCAUCACUCAACACUUUCAAUAUAUCUUUUGGGGACAUCACUUCACCAGCAACCAUAAACCAAAAGGAAAUCUCUGGAGGAUACAAAUUGGAUUACCAUAAUGCAUUGAAAGCUACAGAGAAGAUGAAUCUCAAUGAACUUCAUGGAUCCAUUGAGCUCCCUAAAAGAGUUUCCAGUACAACUAGAAGAAACCGUAGACAAGCCCAAGACCAUAUCUUGGCGGAAAGGAAGAGAAGGGAGAAGUUGAACCAACUCUUCAUGUCUUUGUAUGCUCGCCUGCCUGAAAUUAAGAAGAUGGACAAAGCUACGGUGCUUGAAGAUGCAAUUAAGUAUAUUAAACACCUUCAAAACCGCGUGAAGGAACUCGAAGAAACAUCAAUUACUGGAAAUAAUAUCAUCCACGAAUCAACAGCUUCGAUGAAGACAUCCAAAUUUCAUGGUGGUGAUGAACUUGAUCAUGCAUCUUCUUUUGAUGAGACAAUUUCUUUACCUUGUAACAGAUCUUAUAACCCUGGGAUUAAAGUAAGAAUAUCAGGAAACAGCAUACUUGUGAGAAUUUACUGCCAAAGAAAUUCGUUGCUUGCAUUAAAAGUCCUCGCUGAAAUGGAGGGACUUCAUUUCACCGUCAUGUAUAACAACGCUCUUCCAAUCUCUGGCAAUGAUGCUCUAAUAACCAUAAUCGCUGAGAUGAGCGAACAGUUCGUCAUAACUUCCAUGGAUCUUGUAAAAUGCUUAGGGUCAGCUCUUUCGAAUUUUCUAUGAGAUGCUUGAGGAUUUGAUAGCAGAUUGUUGUAUGGAACAAGCUUCCUUUUUUGUAUUAUGAGAUGCUUGAGGAUUUGAUAGUAGAGUGUUGCACGGAACUAGCCUCCUUUUUUGUAUUUUUUGUGAUAAUAUAAUAGGGCUUCAAACUAUAUGCUCAAAUUUAUCAGAUAUAUAUAUUUCCAAUAUUUGAAUAACAGGGCU
Helianthus annuus (common sunflower) is the source of this 1321-nucleotide messenger RNA. RefSeq names its product transcription factor bHLH18. NCBI's taxonomy places the organism in Eukaryota, Viridiplantae, Streptophyta, Magnoliopsida, Asterales, Asteraceae. The transcript has 5 exons. The coding region runs from base 119 to 1120 and encodes 333 amino acids. Gene Ontology annotation, molecular function: protein dimerization activity. The record is from RefSeq and is a predicted model, not a curated record.